This is a messenger RNA of Ilex paraguariensis (yerba mate), 426 nucleotides long. NCBI's taxonomy places the organism in Eukaryota, Viridiplantae, Streptophyta, Magnoliopsida, Aquifoliales, Aquifoliaceae. The record is from the annotation of a GenBank genome assembly.
AUGUAUUUGACUCGCUCUGCAAUUUUUGGCAUGGAUCUGACGACUUAUAUUUUGGCAGGCCCCAUCGCUUUUCAGAUGUCUUUUGGUUUUGGGCUUAUCUAUGUCAAGAUCCAUCUUUGCUUGUCCAAGGAUGCUUUAAUUUCUUUUGGUUACACCGGAAGUGUAUCCCUCUCAUUCAUAAAGGCAUAUGCCCUGCGCCCAUGUGAAUCGGUAAAGCAGCAUAACGUGGGCUUAACUGGAAGGCGUGAUUCUACCCGUCUCCCUAUUACUGUCCAACAAAAGAAGUGUAGAAAUCCAGCUGCUGAUAGCGUGAUGGACACCACAUACGGAACCAGCAUAACCGAGUGUGGGAAUAGAGUUGAUGUUAGAGAUGCUAAUGACAAGAAACCAAACAUCGCCAUACCGUGCCGGACAACACUGGCAUAA